Molecule: messenger RNA, 633 nt
Organism: Microthlaspi erraticum
Lineage: Eukaryota; Viridiplantae; Streptophyta; Magnoliopsida; Brassicales; Brassicaceae
Source: the annotation of a GenBank genome assembly
AUGCGAACUCGAUCGAGUCGGUCAACAGAAGACUUGGUCGAGCUAGAUUUCACCACGGGUAGAAAGAGAAGUCAGAGAACUCAGAGGGUACAAGAGGAACCUGAGGUGCUUGUUACUGAUACCAUGGAUGUACCAGAGGGGAAUGGAAACCCUUUGGGCAAUGGACUCGGUCGAGCUAGGCAAACUCGACCGAUUGGUCUAGGAGAUGCUCCAAACCGCCAUCAACAGAGACAAGGGAUUGUUCCACCACCAGUGCAGAACCACAACUUUGAGAUCAAGCUGGGAAUGAUCAACCUUGUCAGAACAAGAUGUUCCAUGGAUUGCCAAGUGAAGACCCCAUUGACCACCUUGAUGAGUUUGAUAGGCUUAUGUGAUUUGACAAAGAUCAAUGGUGUCUCUGAAGAUGCCAUCAAGCUGAGACUCUUUCCUAUGUCUCUAGCUGACAAAGCUCACCAAUGGGAGAAGAGCUUGCCCCAUGGCACAAUCACCACUUGGGAUGAAUGCAAGAAGGCCUUUCUUGCUAAGUUUUUCUCCACCGGUCGCACAGCCAAGCUAAGGAGUGAGAUAUCGAGCUUCAUACAGAGGAACAAUGAGACUUUUGCUGAGGCUUGGGAGAGAUUCAAGGGCUACUGA